Molecule: messenger RNA, 4630 nt
Organism: Alligator mississippiensis (American alligator)
Lineage: Eukaryota; Metazoa; Chordata; Crocodylia; Alligatoridae
Product: potassium channel subfamily T member 2
Exons: 30
Coding region: 379-4146 (1255 amino acids)
Biological process (GO): potassium ion transport
Cellular component (GO): membrane
Molecular function (GO): intracellular sodium-activated potassium channel activity
Source: RefSeq, a predicted model, not a curated record
GCCCUGGGGGGCUGCGGGGCUUGCCCAGGACGCCUGGGGAGGGGGACCCGGACGCCUGGGUUCUCCCCGCGGGGGCGGGGCGGGGGCUGCAGUGCUGCCGACGCCGCUGGGCUCGGAGCUGCUCUGAGCUGUCCCUGGUGCUGGUGGCGCUCAAGAAACCUGCCCGUGUCCCCCUCCCCCCGGGACCGCGGCAUCGAGCACUGCGCCCCCCACUCAGUGCGGAUCGGGAGUGAGGGGCACCAGUAGGGCUGAGAAGGGCCAGGGUUUCGAGUCUGCGGUGGGUACUGGUCAGAGCCUGGGUGAGAAGGUCACUGCCCUGAGCCCUGCUGCUGAGCGCCCCCAAUCACACCAGCAAGGAAGAAGUAGGAAGUGGGGAGAAUGAGGCCCCAGCAGAGCACCAGAGAACCCAGGCAUCCAGGACCUGGCGUCCCCAGAACCCCCUGGUCCAGCUGCCUUCCCCGCAGCGACGUGCUGCCCGCACCCAGCACAGCUUGUCCCCAGCACCUGGUGAUUGAUGCCAACAGAGGCUCUUUAAGGAGACAGGAAGAGGUCCCCCCACAGUUGACACAGCGCUGGGAAGGGAGUGGGAGUUGGAGGUCAGAGCAUGGGGACACUGGGAGCCUGGAUGCCUGGGUUCUCUCCAGCUCUGUGGGGGGGCUGGAUGCCUGGGUUCUCCAGGGUUGUCUGUGGCUCUGGUCCAUCCCCACACCUGCCAGGGUCCAUUUGGAUGGGGGUUUCUCUAGAUGCCCCCCAGGGAGCCCCCUGGCCCCCAUCCCACCCAUUGCUGCCCAUCUACCCCCUCCCCGCAGGGUCCAGGUCGAGUUCUACGUCCAUGAAAACACUUUCAAGGAGCGGCUCAAGCUCUUCUUCAUCAAGAACCAGCGUUCCAGCCUCCGCGUGCGGCUCUUCAACUUCUUCCUCAAGCUCCUCAGCUGCCUCCUCUACAUUGUCCGGGUGCUGCUGGACGACCCCCGCGAGGGCCGGGGGGGCUGCUGGGGCUGCCCCAAGCAGAACCACUCAAACCCCCCAGCAGCCCGGUUUGAUUGGACCCCCAUUAUCUGGGUCAACAGGCCCCUGCCCCUGUGGGGGUUGCAGGUACUUGUGGCUCUGAUCAGCUUCCUGGAGACAAUGCUGCUGGUUUACCUGGGCUACAAGGGCAACCUGUGGGAGCAGGUUCUGCGGGUGCCCUUCGUGCUAGAGGUGAUGACCACUGUGCCCUUCCUCAUCACGGUGUUGUGGCCCCCCCUACGCAACCUCUUCAUCCCCGUGUUUCUGAACUGUUGGCUGGCCAAGCAUGCACUGGAGAACAUGAUUAAUGACCUGCACCGUGCCAUCCAGCGCUCGCACUCAGCCAUGUUCAACCAGGUGCUGAUCCUGGGCUGCACCCUGCUCUGCCUCAUCUUCACCUGCAUCUGUGGGAUCCAGCACCUGGAGCGGGCGGGGAACAACUUGUCGCUGUUUGACUCGCUCUACUUCUGCAUCGUCACCUUCUCCACUGUGGGCUUUGGUGACGUCACGCCACGCAUCUGGCCCUCGCAGCUGCUGGUCGUUGUCAUGAUCUGCGUCGCCCUCAUCGUCCUGCCCAUACAGUUUGAGCAGCUGGCCUUCUUGUGGAUGGAGCGCCAGAAGUCAGGGGGUAACUACAGUCGGUACCGGGCGCAGACGGAGAAGCACGUGGUGCUGUGUGUCAGCGCCCUCAAGAUUGACCUGCUCAUGGACUUUCUCAAUGAGUUUUAUGCCCAUCCCCGGCUCCAGGACUACUAUGUGGUGAUCCUGUGCCCCACUGAGAUGGACCUGCCCGUGCGCCGCGUGCUACAGAUCCCGCUCUGGGCCCAACGUGUCAUCUUCCUCCAGGGCUCGGCCCUCAAGGACCAGGACCUCAUGAGAGCCAAGAUGGAUGACGCUGAGGCCUGCUUCAUCCUCAGCAACCGCUUUGAGGUGGACCGUGUGGCAGCAGAUCACCAGACCAUCCUGCGAGCCUGGGCUGUGAAGGACUUUGCCCCCAACUGCCCCCUGUACGUGCAGAUCCUUAAGCCUGAAAACAAGUUCCACAUCAAGUUCGCAGACCAUGUGGUGUGCGAGGAAGAGUUCAAAUAUGCCAUGCUGGCCCUCAACUGUGUGUGCCCAGCCACCUCCACGCUCAUCACCCUGCUCAUACACACCUCCCGGGGGCAGACCACCCCAGCAGAGUCCUUCAGGCAGCGGCCUGACACCUGGCAGCCCCUCUCCAGGGAGGGCCCCACAUCACCGGAGCAGUGGCAGAGGACGUACAGCCGGUGCUCGGCCAAUGAGGUGCAUCAUGUGCGCCUGGGAGACAGCAAGUUCCUGGGCGAGUAUGAAGGGAAGAGCUUCACUUAUGCAUCCUUCCACGCCCACAAGAAGUACGGAGUGUGCCUGAUGGGUGUGUGCCGGGAGGAGCAGAGCAGCAUCCUGCUGAACCCAGGGCCCUGCCACAUCCUGGCUGCCAGCGACACCUGCUUCUACAUCAACGUGUCCAAGGAGGAGAACUCAGCCCUGGUGCGGCAACAGCAGGACCCAGCACCCCCCCGCCGCCCUGCAUCCACGGCCUACCGUGGCCUCACGCGCCUGCCUGUGCACAGCAUCCUCGCCAGCAUGGGGACGGUGGCCAUGGACUUGCCAGACUCAGGCAGCAGCCCUGAGAGCGUCGAGGCACCAGAUGCUGAGAAGCGACCCAGCAUUGCACCUGUGCUGGAGGGGCCAGACACGCUGCCCAGCCCCACACUCGACCUGCUCAGCGAUCCCUCUGAGGAUGAGGCCAGCCCCCAUGAGGAUGGUGCUGCCUCUGCCUGCUGGGUGAAGGGCUAUCCUAGCAACACGCCCUACAUUGGGAGCUCGCCCACCCUUUGCCACCUCUUGCCGGAGAAGACCCCCUUCUGCUGCCUGCGGCUGGACAAGAGCUGCCCCCACUUGCCCCAUGAGGAUGCCCGUGCCUACGGCUUCCACAACCGGCUCAUUAUCGUGUCAGCUGAGCGUGCCGGCAAUGGGCUCUACAACUUCGUGGUGCCAUUGCGGGCCUACUAUCGGCCUCGCAAGGAGCUCAACCCCAUUGUGCUGCUGCUCGAGGACCUGCCUGAGACCCACUUCCUGGAGGCAAUUUGCUGGUUCCCGCUAGUUUACUACAUGGUGGGCUCCAUUGAUAACCUGGAUGAUUUGCUGCGCUGUGGGGUGACCUUCGCGGCCAAUAUGGUGGUGGUGGACAAGGAGAGCUCCAUUAUCGCUGAUGAGGACUACAUGGCUGACGCCAAGACCAUUGUCAAUGUCCAGACCCUCUUCAGGUUGUUCCCGGGCUUGAACAUCAUCACAGAGCUGACGCACCCAGCCAACAUGCGCUUCAUGCAGUUCAAAGCCAAGGACCGCUAUGGGCUGGCCCUGUCCAAGCUCGAGAAGAAGGAGCGGGAGAAGGGCUCCAACUUGGUGUUCAUGUUCCGCCUGCCCUUCGCUGCUGGGAAAGUCUUCAGUGUCAGCAUGUUGGACACGCUGCUCUACCAGUCGUUUGUGAAGGAUUACAUGAUCUCCAUCACCCGCCUACUGCUGGGCCUCGACUCACUGCCUGGGUCUGGCUUCCUGUGCGCACUGAAGGUGACGGAGGACGACUUGUGGAUCCGCUCCUACGGACGCCUCUACCAGAAGCUCUGCUCUACCACGGGCGAUGUCCCCAUUGGCAUCUACCGCACUGAGAGCCACCUGCUCCCCACCUCUGAGUGGCAGGCUCCAGGCAGCCCAGAGGCUGGGGAGGAGGUGGGUGAGGUCCCCCUAGCACGGCGCAAGAGCCUACAGUGGGCGCGACGCCUGAGCCGCCGUGGUGCCCGUCCACCUGACCCUGCACCUGCUGCCCGUGUGCGCCAGCAGCGCCUAGCCUUGCACCGCCGCUCUGAGCGCCAGGAGCUCAGUGCUCUUGUCCGUGCCCGGCUGCGCCACCUUGGCCUCUCCUCUACUGGCUUCAUGGAUGUUCUGGAUCAUGACAACACAUUCUCCUACAUCCUGCUCAACCCUGCACCCAACACACGGCUGGAGGUCAACGACAUCGUGUAUCUCAUCCGCCCUGACCCCCUAACCCUGGUCUCGGCCAGCGGCACCAGCCAGAAAGCCAGCACCAGCGCCACCAAGGAUGUCCCCCCGCUCUGACCCCUCCCCGGGGCACCCACCUGCUGCCAACACUGUGACACCCCUCCCUCGCCUGGUGGCCCAUGUCCCUGGGCCUGCCGUGCUCCCAUUGGCUCUUCGCUGCCCCACCAAGUUCUUCCAUCCAAUUCGCACUUGGUCCUUCUGCCAGAGCCUGGCCUGAUUGGCUGGAGAGUACUCCCUGCCCUGCCCCGCCCUGAGCAUCCUCUGGGCAUCCCCAGCCCAGAGCAAGGGGGCUGGGGGGCUGCCUCAAACCCCCGCCACCCAAAGCUGAGCCAGGCCCUGGGGGUACGUCAUGCCCCCCUCCUCUUUUGACCCCCAGGGGGCCAAAGCACCGAGGCUGGGGACCCCCAGAGUAGGUCGUGGAAUGUAGCCCCAGGCGGAAGAGGGUGGGGUUCUGUCAUCACCCCCCUGCUGCCGCCUCUCUGGUCUCACUGUGAACAUGGUCCUAGAUGUACAGAUUCAAUAAAGCUGUAGAGAAACGCCA